GCCCGCGCGGACCCAGAGCAAGAAGGGGGUAAACAAGAAGAUGCCUCGGCCCGGCCGCAACACGUAUAGCGACCAGAAGCCGCCCUACUCGUACAUCUCGCUGACCGCCAUGGCCAUCCAGAGCUCGCCCGAGAAGAUGCUGCCGCUGAGCGAGAUCUACAAGUUCAUCAUGGACCGAUUCCCUUACUACCGGGAGAACACACAGCGCUGGCAGAACAGCCUGCGCCACAACCUCUCCUUCAACGACUGCUUCAUCAAGAUCCCGCGGCGUCCAGACCAGCCGGGCAAAGGCAGCUUCUGGGCGCUGCACCCUAGCUGCGGGGACAUGUUCGAGAACGGCAGCUUCCUGAGGCGCCGCAAGCGCUUCAAGGUGCUCAAGUCGGACCACCUGGCGCCUAGCAAGCCGGCUGACGCUGCGCAGUACUUGCAGCAGCAGGCCAAGCUGCGCCUGAGCGCACUGGCUGCCUCCGGCACGCACCUGCCGCAGAUGCCGGCUGCCGCCUACAACCUAGGCGGCGUGGCGCAGCCCUCGGGCUUCAAGCACCCCUUCGCCAUCGAGAACAUCAUCGCGCGUGAAUACAAGAUGCCUGGGGUGGCCUUCUCCGCCAUGCAGCCCAUGCCCGCCGCCUACCCUCUCCCCAACCAGUUGACUACCAUGGGCAGCUCGCUGGGCACUGGCUGGCCACACGUGUACGGUUCCGCAGGCAUGAUCGAUUCGGCCACCCCCAUCUCCAUGGCCAGUGGCGAUUACAGCGCCUACGGCGUGCCGCUGAAGCCGCUGUGCCACGCAGCGGGCCAGACGCUGCCCGCCAUCCCGGUGCCCAUCAAACCCACGCCGGCCGCAGUGCCUGCGCUGCCCGCCCUGCCCGCGCCCAUCCCCACCUUGCUCUCGAACUCACCCCCCUCGCUCAGCCCCACAUCCUCGCAAACAGCCACCAGCCAAAGCAGCCCCGCCACUCCCAGCGAAACGCUCACCAGCCCGACCUCCGCCUUGCACUCCGUGGCGGUGCACUGACCCGAAGCGGCCGGCGCCCCCUCUUGUUCCUCUCCCCGCUAGCUCACUCGCCUUCCCCGGCUCCCAGUCCUGCCCCCCUUGACCUGGGACCGCCACCCUAACGUGUCAAUUUCACCUUCGGCCGACCGUCUCGCUCCCCCUGAGAACUUUGUUUUGGACCCAGGAGACAAAACACAAACUUGCAGCUGGGUCUGGAGGCGCGUGGGAGUUGUCUUCUCACCCACUAGAGGGGAAGGCAGGGGGGCACCUGAGCCUAGCUGACCCGUUCCAGGGGUUCCCGAAAACCCUCCCACUUAAGAGGCAGGGGAAAUCCUGCCUCCGGCCUUCGCGGAGAGUAGGGCCGUCUUCCCUCCACCCGCACUGGCGGGCUCCGGCCUCCGCGCGGUUCCGAGACCAGAGAAACAGUCUCAGAGGUUUCCUCGAACAGAUCUCCCCGGAGGGCUGCAGUAUGGCAGCGGAGGGCCAGAUCUCUGUUCAAGUCCUGGGAAUCUGCUUCGAAAACAGACCACUAAUCUUCCUACCCCGCUCGCCUCCGCCCAUCCGGCAGGGGCUGGGCGGACCGCAGCUUCCCGUAGCAGCGGGCCUGCCUCCCCGGCUACCGCAGAAUUUUUUGUUUUGGGUUUUGAGUCCCGCCUGAGGCUCAAGGCGCCUGAGGCUAGGGAACAGGCUGCCGAGCUGGGAAGGGGACGCUCGUCCUCAACACCAGCAGAACAAAACUAAAAGUAACCUUGUAUUGUUUACAAAGCGCCCGGUAAAAUGUAAACAGUGAACUUGAAUCUGUUAUUGCUUGGCGGGUGAGCGGGCAAAGCCCACUUUACAAGUACCUGUUGUAAUGUGAAUGUUUACUCUUCA
Messenger RNA from Phyllostomus discolor (pale spear-nosed bat), 1867 nucleotides. It is a transcript of the gene FOXB1, whose product is annotated as forkhead box B1. Gene Ontology annotation, molecular function: DNA-binding transcription factor activity, RNA polymerase II-specific; RNA polymerase II cis-regulatory region sequence-specific DNA binding. NCBI's taxonomy places the organism in Eukaryota, Metazoa, Chordata, Mammalia, Chiroptera, Phyllostomidae. Gene Ontology annotation, biological process: anatomical structure morphogenesis; cell differentiation; regulation of transcription by RNA polymerase II. The record is from RefSeq and is a predicted model, not a curated record.